AUGUCUAAGAAAAAGAAAGGCAAAUAUCCUAAAGGAUUAAAUCCUGUAAACCCAGGUUAUCUGCUAGAUCCAAAAAGUAGUUCUCCAAGAGGGAGAGACCAACUUUUGGGUCUGUUAGGAAGGACAAGAGUUGCUGAAGUGAUAGGCUCAUAUAGUGUUGUAAUUGCAAAUUCCAACACAGCUUCAUCUGCUCCUAAUGACUUAAACUCUGGUGGAUUUCGCAAGAUUGACUCUGAUAAAUGGGAGUUUUUCAAUGAAGCUUUCCAGCGAGGAAACAGACAUCUUCUCAACAACAUCCAAAGGCGCAGACCACCUCAAUCCCAACAAGUUGGUACCUAUAUUAGGCCUCCUUCUGAUGCAACUAAGGCUGGGCUUGAAUUUGAUAUAGAAAAACUAAGGAACGAGAGGAGUUUUUUGAUGCAAGAGGUGGUUGAGUUGAAGCAACAGCAGAGAACAACACUUCAACGUGCGAGGCAAGAACAGAGAGAUAUAGGGUCUUCUAAAGUCAGGAGAAUUGUCAAGCAGCACCAAGGCCAAACAGGAAUAUCAGAUUCUUUGAAUGAAGGGCAGAUUGUAAGAUACCAACCUGAUUGGAGAAAUAUAUCCAUCUCUUCUCAAGUACUAGAAGUGUAUCCAGUUUCACUUGAAGAGUCUCCAAAAUACCUUUCUCAGGCAUUGGCAAGAGAAUUGAGUGAAGGCGUUGAGAAUCUGACAUCAGAUGAAUUGGCCAUAGUGCAUGAGAUUGUGCCAGCUGCUGACACCAUUGGGUUAAAGUCAUCAAGCUUUAGACUUGUAGAUACCCUUUUCAAAGGGAAAAAUGUCACGAGCUCAAAUCAAGAAGUUCUUGCAGAUGAGUUUGUUUCUUUUGCAAAGGAUUUGACCAAUGAGGCAGAAUUUCCAGAGUUUUCUCCUCUUGGAACUGAAGAUAAAUGGAACACCAGCUUUAAUAUUAGUGGUGCUCCUUCAAGCUCUGACAAUGAGCCUUGGGGGAAUCCUAUCAAUUACGAAGUGCCAGAAUUUGGAGUCACAACUGGUAUGUCAGACAAGUGGGAUAUUAGCUCACUUGUAAACAACAAAAAGAAAUGA
Molecule: messenger RNA, 1086 nt
Organism: Cajanus cajan (pigeon pea)
Lineage: Eukaryota; Viridiplantae; Streptophyta; Magnoliopsida; Fabales; Fabaceae
Source: RefSeq, a predicted model, not a curated record